Molecule: messenger RNA, 645 nt
Organism: Cyanidioschyzon merolae strain 10D
Lineage: Eukaryota; Rhodophyta; Bangiophyceae; Cyanidiales; Cyanidiaceae
Exons: 1
Coding region: 1-645 (214 amino acids)
Biological process (GO): protein insertion into mitochondrial inner membrane
Cellular component (GO): TIM22 mitochondrial import inner membrane insertion complex
Molecular function (GO): transmembrane protein transporter activity
Source: RefSeq, a predicted model, not a curated record
AUGUUGCAACAUCCAAGUCGCAAUGUUCGUCACUUUGGCUCGAUCCGAGGCGUAUGUGCUACUGCAAUGUCGCCGAAUAUGAGAGCGAUUGGAAACCGGGGGAAAAAGUCACUCGUCGCUCGUCGCGGGACGUCGAGUACCAAGACAACAGAAGAAACGAGGGCGCCGAGUUCCGCCACUGCGGCGCCCGUCGUGGACUUUGACGCACUGCCCAUCGGUGAGAAGCUCCUUUUUGUUGCGGUGGAGACGUUCACGCAGGGUGUUGCCUCGGGUGUUAUGGGCGGGUUAGCGGGGCUCGUCUACGGUGCGUUCUCGCGGCGAACACUAGAGGGAGCACGCUCGGAAGGCCGGAAGUUCCUGAUGACCUGGGGGUUAUUCGGCGGUGUUUAUAGCCUUGGUCUUGGUCUCUCUCGCACGGUUCGACAACGCCAGGAUAAGUAUAAUGCGGUGAUCGCGGCCUGUGCCUCUGGAGCUGUCUUCGGCCGGGAGCAGGGCGUACAAGGUAUGCUCGCGGGGUGCGCCCAGUUUGCUGGAUUCACCUAUUUGAUUGAAACUUUCAUAGUGGGCUCGCAGUCACCACGGCCCGAACGAGAUAACGAGAUAGGCUCCCCAAAGAUAGAGAUUCCGGUGGGAAAACGGCGCUGA